UACUCAUUGUAGUUUGCAGAUAGUAUAUAAACCGAAACUUGAGGAGAACGAUCAGUGUGUCAGCACAAUGGCUCGUCUCAGCGCCCUUCUCUUCGCAGCCGCCGUCGCCCUGGCCCUGGUUUGUGGCACCACUAGUGCGCCCGCCAGCGAGGAGACCGCCGUCCUGAACCACAACAUCGGCUUCAGCAUCGAUGGUAUCGCCAAGUGCCUGGCCGUACUGGGCCUUACUGGAUGGGCCCAGUCCUUGUCGGAAAUCCUCAAGGAUUGCGUGCCACUCAGCGGCAGACCCUUGAGGUUCCAAUUCUGCGUUUUGAACAAGGUUACCCAGCUCGGACCUCAGUUCGUCGAAUGCGUCCGGAAGACACCCUAACCUGCGUCUCAGUUCUCAUGAAGAAUAAAGAGUGAAAACAAAACAA
This is a messenger RNA of Thrips palmi, 416 nucleotides long. RefSeq lists its product as uncharacterized. Bases 68 to 370 code for a protein of 100 amino acids. NCBI's taxonomy places the organism in Eukaryota, Metazoa, Arthropoda, Insecta, Thysanoptera, Thripidae. The transcript has 3 exons. The record is from RefSeq and is a predicted model, not a curated record.